Messenger RNA from Vicia villosa (hairy vetch), 429 nucleotides. RefSeq lists its product as uncharacterized. The transcript has a single exon. The record is from RefSeq and is a predicted model, not a curated record. Lineage: Eukaryota; Viridiplantae; Streptophyta; Magnoliopsida; Fabales; Fabaceae. The coding region runs from base 1 to 429 and encodes 142 amino acids.
AUGGCUACCGUGGACAUCCGAUACGACUGCUACGCUGUUCACCGUGAGACGGUUCCAUGGGAUGACAUUGCACUAUAUUCUAGAUGGUUGGCAUGUAGUUCGACCAUCACUGUUCGCUAUCUUCCGGAGCGCGUCAUGCGGCAGUUCGGAUACCGUCAGACGAUACCUCGCCAUCCUUUUGUCUUCGCUCCUAUCUUGAUGACCCUUCGGCAGAUAGAUGAGGCCUUUGCAGACUUUGAGCAUCACAUGGUUCCAGAAGAGGCUCAGGCGACCAGACCAGAGGUAGACUGGAGUCGUGCCGACGAGUACAUCACUUGGUACUUCACUGUGUCACCCCUACAUUAUCCCCACUACAUAGGGAUCAUCGCCCAGAUAAGCUUUUCAAAAGAUAUUGCAGACUCAUCAGUCUCAAUUGGACCAAACACAUGA